AUGGUUGAGGGUGUAGGUAAUGAAAAGAUUGCCAAUCAUCUGGAUCGUGCUGUCGUUAGCUUGGGCAGGGAGCCUUUAAAAGUUAUGGUGCAAGUAAACACUAGUGGAGAAGAAUCAAAAUCUGGUAUUGAUCCUUCUAAAUGCGUGGAGCUUGCUAAGCAUGUGAAACUAGCUUGCCCAAACUUAAUAUUGUCAGGACUGAUGACAAUAGGGAUGAAAGAUUACUCGUCAACACCGGAAAAUUUUAAGGUGGCUUUCUAUUAUGACAUCAUCAUGAAUAAUCUUUCUGUGUUGACACUUCCACAAGCUGUUGUUUCGUUUGAUCUGAAUACAGGCACUGGUAAACUGUAA
This is a messenger RNA of Triticum turgidum subsp. durum (durum wheat), 351 nucleotides long. NCBI's taxonomy places the organism in Eukaryota, Viridiplantae, Streptophyta, Magnoliopsida, Poales, Poaceae. The record is from the annotation of a GenBank genome assembly.